Molecule: messenger RNA, 1623 nt
Organism: Varanus komodoensis (Komodo dragon)
Lineage: Eukaryota; Metazoa; Chordata; Lepidosauria; Squamata; Varanidae
Gene: SNTG2
Product: syntrophin gamma 2
Exons: 17
Coding region: 1-1623 (540 amino acids)
Cellular component (GO): dystrophin-associated glycoprotein complex; intracellular anatomical structure
Molecular function (GO): protein binding; structural molecule activity
Source: RefSeq, a predicted model, not a curated record
AUGAAUGUGGCGGGGAAGCCGUCUCCUCCAGCACAGCUGGGGCGCCCGGACAGCCUCCUCGUCCCCACUUGGACAAAAACUGGAAUUGCAUUGUUAUAUGAUGAAAUAUCUGAAAACUCCUAUGAAAUCCGACUGAAGCUUACAAAAGAGGUACUGACAAUUCAAAAACAAGAUGUCAUCUGUGUUAGUGGAAGUGAUCACAGUGCAAAUCACAGAACUGUUAAACUUCAUAGACAACCAGUUGGUGGCUUGGGCUUAAGUAUAAAGGGUGGUGCUGAGCACAAAGUGCCUGUCGUUAUAUCAAAAAUAUUUAAAGACCAAGCAGCAGACCAAUCAGGAAUAUUAUUUAUAGGAGAUGCAUUAAUACAGGUUAAUGGAAUAAACGUAGAAGGUGCUACCCAUGAAGAAGUGGUGCAUCUACUGCGAAAUGCUGGCGAUGAAGUUACCAUCACCGUUCAGUACCUCAGGGAAGCUCCAUCAUUUCUAAAGCUCCCACUGGGUUCCCCAGGACCAUCAAGUGAUCACAGCAGUGGAGCAUCUUCCCCCCUCUUUGACAGUGGUUUACAUUUAAAUGGAAACUCAACAAAUACAGCACCAUCCUCACCUUCUUCACCCAUAGCUAAUGAACCAAAAUAUGAGAAACGCUGGCUGGACACCUUGUCAGUUCCUCUGUCGCUGGCUCGAAUCUCGAGGUACAAAGCUGGAACAAAUAAAUUAAGAUCUAAUGCAUUUGAAGUACUGGCACUCGAUGGAGUUAGCACUGGGAUACUUCAGUUUUGUACAGCCCAGGAGAGUGCUGACUGGCUGAGAGCAUUAUCAACUAACAUCAGUGAUUUGACACAACAAAAUAUGAAGAUGGCAAAUAAAUGUUGUUCUCCCUCAGACCAGGUGAUACAUAUCGGGUGGGUGAAUGAGAGGCUCCAGGGAGCAGACUUCCCACAGCUCUAUAAAUUCAAGUUCCUGGCACUGAAGGGUUCAUCAUUCUACAUUUUCAGCACACCACCGGUAAGCACAUUAGACUGGGCACAAGCUGAAAAAAUCUAUAACCUCUGUGAGGUUCUAUUUAAAGUUCACAAGCUGUGGCUUAAUGAUGAUUGCUGGCUGCAAGCAAACUUAUAUUUAGGCAUUCACCAAGACUAUGAGCUUGAAGACCAGAGACCAUAUUGUUUCAGUGUUGUAGUUGGACAUGGCAAGAGUCAUUAUUUCAACGUGGAAUUGGGGAGUGAACUGGCAGUGUGGGAGAAAUCCUUUCAAAGAGCAAUUUUUUUGGAAGUUCAAAGAACAGGGUCUAAAACCUAUAUGUGUAGCUGGCAAGGAGAAAGCUUGUGUUUCACCAUAGACUUCGCUUUGGGAUUCACCUGCUUUGACAAUAAAACAAAGAAUGUCCUCUGGAGGUUUAAAUUUUCUCAGCUCAAGGGAUCAUCAGAUGAUGGAAAAACUCGAGUUAAGCUGCUUUUUCAGAAUACAGAAACAAAACAAAUUGAGACAAAGGAACUAGAAUUUCAGGACUUGACAGCAGUUUUAAACUGUAUUCACUCAUUUAUAGCUGCUAAGGUUGCAUCAGUGGAUCCAUUAUUUAUAGACAGCCAGAGCAUUGCAAGAAAAUAUACGUACAGUAAUUAA